GCCAUUUUCCGGCACCAUUCCUACCCGGUCCGGACAUGCCGUGCGGCUUGCAUGAACCCGAAAGUUACCACCGCCAACCGGCCGCUAAUCCGGCCGCUAAUCGGAAAGCGGAGUAUCGCCGCGGAACCAAUCGGAAUAGCCCUCCCUUGACCAAAGACAUUUUGCGGACCAUACAAGUCGAUCAAAUAAGUAAAUACUUGAUGUUACAGUCUCACUAGUACACUUCUUUUUUCAGCCACAUAUUUACGAAGAGGUCAAGUCUAACGAAUUUAGUUGGCGUAUUUCGAAACCAGGUGUCAGAAAUAAUUCAUUAGUGGGAUGUUUUCUUUUAAACCCUUGCUAUAUUUGAUGUGCAGGCCGUGUGAUCAAUCCGUAGCUCUUCAUUUAAUUUUUCUCGUCGUUGCAAACACUAGCUAUCGUACACAAUCUAAUCUGAUUAUCAGUCUACCUUAGAGUCUCACAACUACCAAAAUGACCAUUCUAUUACUUGGUUCAGGAGGCAAGACUGCCAGUCGCAUUGCACCGCUCCUCCACGCUGCCAACCUCCCAUUUCUUUUGGCCUCACGCCAUAACUCACAAACAAACCCCCACCCACACGCAUACUUCGACUGGACGAAAGAUGCUAGCUACGCGAGUCCCUUCGAAAAGGCGCUCAGUACGGGUAUUGGCCCUAUCUCGGCCGCUUAUCUUGUUCCGCCACCCAUUUUCGACUUGGCCCCUCCCAUGAUCAAGUUUGUGGACUUUGCACGCCAGAGAGGUGUCAAGAGAUUCGUCCUCCUUAGUGCAAGUACUAUUGAGAAAGGGGGACCAGCAAUGGGCCAGGUCCAUGCGUAUCUCGAGUCCCUUGGGAGUAUCGAGUAUGCAGUCUUAAGACCGACAUGGUUUAUGGAAAACUUUUCUGCCCCAAACGAGCUUCAACGAGCUGCCAUAGAGCAGGAGAGUCUGGUGUAUUCAGCAACUGGUGAUGGCAAGAUUCCGUUCGUCUCCGCGAACGACAUCGCCCGAGUCGGUUUCCGUGCCUUAACUGACGAAAAGUCCCAUAACACCGACCACGUCAUUCUUGGCCCCGAUCUACUGUCAUACGACCAGGUCGCGGCAAUUCUUACUUCUGUUCUGCACAGGAAGAUUACUCAUUUAGAGCUGACCGAGGCCGAGUUAGGGAAGCGGUUGGAGUCCGCAGGCAUUCCUGUAGACGAUGCAAAAAUGCUUGCUGGGAUGGACAUCAUCAUCAAGAAUGGCGCUGAGAACAGGCUAAACGAUGUGGUGGAGGCAGUGACAGGGAGACCACCGCAAAAUUUUAAUGAUUUUGUUCGGGAAAAGGAUAAUUGGGCUUAGUGGAGUCAGAUAUUUGGAUAUUUUCGACAAAAGAAGUAGAUACCUCUUUAGACUCGAAUAAUUGAUCACUUACCUUGCUCAA
Molecule: messenger RNA, 1417 nt
Organism: Daldinia loculata
Lineage: Eukaryota; Fungi; Ascomycota; Sordariomycetes; Xylariales; Hypoxylaceae
Product: putative ergot alkaloid A
Exons: 3
Coding region: 472-1335 (287 amino acids)
Source: RefSeq, a predicted model, not a curated record